This is a messenger RNA of Colletotrichum acutatum, 849 nucleotides long. RefSeq lists its product as uncharacterized. The record is from RefSeq and is a predicted model, not a curated record. Bases 1 to 849 code for a protein of 282 amino acids. Lineage: Eukaryota; Fungi; Ascomycota; Sordariomycetes; Glomerellales; Glomerellaceae. The transcript is spliced from 5 exons.
AUGACCGAACCUGCGUCUGCGCAGAGACCGUUUCUGCCAAAUUCAUUUGUACCUUCGCUUAUGCGGGUUGCUGUCAUCUUGGCUUCGGACCACCGCCGUGUGUCAGAUGAUGAUUCGCUGGAUCUACUGCUUCACCACUCCCGAGAAUCGGCCCUGUUCACGACAGAUCUUGAGCACCCAACACGUGCUAUCUCAUUGCUGCUCUGGGUCUUCACUGCCAGGUCUCUUCGACUGAUGCUGUACUCCCGGCUCGGUUGUGCUCAUGGUUCCGUCGAGCUGGCUUUCAACAUCUCCUGGAUGACUCCCUCGCUACGGUACGGAUGUGUUCCUACGUGCCGCUUUUUGGUCCUGGCUCUCGGGUCUAGAAGAUACACUCCAGCAAGAUACACUCCAGCAAGAUACAUACAGCAUGUUGUAGCUUCGCCCACCUUCGCGGUGUUUGCCAACGAUCGUCAAUGUUCUGUCGCCGUAAUGUUGGGCAUGGGAUGGAAAUGCGUACAUCGCAAUGUGGCGAUGUACGCACCCUUCUCACCUACCCCCGUGUAUGAGGAUAGUCAGUCCUCGGCUAGGCAUAUCUUUGAGCCCAAGAGAGUCAUUUAUCCGCACACGCGCCUAUUAGCUGCCAUUGCAGCGCUUAUUGCCAACGUUGAUCUUACCAGUCGGCAGGAUAUCGGCUGGUCGGGCUUCAACGAUGUUUCAUUUGCUGUACGGGUGUAUACCGCGUUAUUCCCUGUGUUUAGACGACCUAGAAGCGCGAAUAGAAAGUCUAUCCGCGUUGAGUACUACGUCGGCACAACCACACCCCAAAAAUGGCGUCGACUGAUUUGCCCCGGCCGCAAGUCUUGCUGA